AUGGUUGCAAAGUUCAAGGAGGCUAUGAUUAAGCAGUUUGAGAUGACAGAUAUGGGACUCAUGUCAUAUUUUUUGGGAAUUGAAGUCUUUCAGCCUGACAAUGGGAUUUUUAUAUCUCAAAAGAAAUAUGCAGAUAACAUUUUAAAGAAAUUCAAAAUAGAUACAGCAAAGCCAAUUAUGACACUAGUUGAAGAAAAAUUGAGGUUAACCAAGGAAGGCGGUGGUGGAUAUGUGAAUCCCACCUACUUUGAAAGUCUGAUAGGGAGUUUGAGAUAUUUGACGUCUACAAGGCCAGAUAUCAAUUUUGCUGUUGGUCUGAUUAGCAGGUUCAUGGAAAAUCCAUAUAGUGAUUGGGCAGGUGAUACAGUAGAGAGGAAGAGUACUUCAAGUUAUGCAUUUUGUAUUCGUUCUGACGUGUUUUCCUAG
Molecule: messenger RNA, 426 nt
Organism: Coffea arabica (coffee)
Lineage: Eukaryota; Viridiplantae; Streptophyta; Magnoliopsida; Gentianales; Rubiaceae
Source: RefSeq, a predicted model, not a curated record